AAUAUGAAAGGAUUAAUUAGUAUAAAAUAGAUAUUGAUUGAUUUUGUGGUAAAGAAAUAACAAAACCCUAGAAUAGAGGCUUUAAAUGUUGUUUCUUUAUUAUUUACAGAGAAACGCAAUUUCGCCUUUAUUUCAUUCACCAUAGUGUGAUAUUAUUAUAAAACAACAUUUUCUGCAAAUAUUUCAAGAAAUAUGGAAAAGUUAAGAUUUGAUUUUGCUGUGAAACCUGCGGCAGAUGGAAAAUCAAAUGUUUUGUGUAUAACAUCAAUUGCUACACCUGGUGGGCAGAUUUUUGGAUUACCACCGGAACACCAGCCUGUGCAUAUGCAUCCAGCAAUUACAAAUACUUCCAACUAUGCCAAAAUACGGAAAUCGUUAACUAAAAGACAUCAAACAAGAAAAAUUUGGAUAACUUUGACAGAAGAGAUAUCAAAAGUAUACUUGGAUGAGGAGGAAAACAUACAGUGUAAUGAUAUUUAUUUGGAAGAAAUUUCGGAAACAAAUGUUGAAUCUAUGCCUAGCGGUUCAAAUCAAACAUUGGAAAAAAUCUUAGAAAAAUUGCUUGACGAAAAACAAAAGAAGUCUGAAACACAGAAUUUAGGGAAAAUUGCAAAGGAUUUCAUGAUUAACAAAUUUUCCGGGCGAAACUCAAAUGCUUACCAGUGGAUUCAAGAUUUUAAUAAAGAAUGUGAACGUUUCCAAAUUAAUGAAGAAAGAAAAAAAAUUGAAAUUCUGAAAAACUUCUUGGAGUACUCCAGUGUUGAUUGGUACAGUUGUAUGCUAAUGAAAUUUACUGUAGAAUCAGAGUGGAAUAAAUGGGAGAAAAACUUCUGUGAGACGUUUGCAAACAAAGGAUGGUCACCCAUUAGAUAUGCUCUUACCUUUAAAUAUCAAGCAGGUUCGUUACUCGAGUAUGCCUUAAAGAAAGAAAAACUGUUACUGGAAAUAAGAAAAUCAACAGAUACUGGAACGCUUAUCGACCUUAUAGCACUUGGUCUGCCUAAUUAUGUAGCGGAUAAAAUUGAUCGUGAAACAUUGCAACAGACGGAGGACUUAUAUAAUGAACUAGGAAAAUUGGAACAUAUGGUUGGAAAGAAUAAAUAUGAAAAAAAAAAUCCUACAUUUUCUGACAUGAAAUCCAAGAAAGUUGAAGAAAAAAAGCCAUGCCAAGUUUGUAUCACUGAAAACAAAGGGACACGCUACUAUCCCGAAGAAAAAUGCUGGUUUAAAGGGAAAAAUCAAAAAGCAAUUGUGAAAAGUGUGAAUAACUCAGAAUUGGAAGUUGAGCUGAAUGAGCAGAAUCCAAAAAACUCGUAGUACCACCAUUAAUAAAAGUAAAGCUGCUGUUAAAUGAUACAUUAAGAGUGUCUGGGAUUUAUGACCCAGGUUCAAAUGUGUCAUUAAUAAAUUCUAAAUUAUUAAAGAUAAAA
Messenger RNA from Cydia amplana, 1430 nucleotides. RefSeq lists its product as uncharacterized. Bases 193 to 1317 code for a protein of 374 amino acids. The transcript is spliced from 2 exons. Lineage: Eukaryota; Metazoa; Arthropoda; Insecta; Lepidoptera; Tortricidae. The record is from RefSeq and is a predicted model, not a curated record.